Molecule: messenger RNA, 1935 nt
Organism: Dendronephthya gigantea
Lineage: Eukaryota; Metazoa; Cnidaria; Anthozoa; Malacalcyonacea; Nephtheidae
Product: aladin-like
Exons: 19
Coding region: 176-1747 (523 amino acids)
Biological process (GO): nucleocytoplasmic transport
Cellular component (GO): nuclear pore
Molecular function (GO): protein binding
Source: RefSeq, a predicted model, not a curated record
UACCAAGCAGUUGUGGGAAAUUCAAGUUCCAUCGAAAUUCUUCGAUCACACAUCGAAAUUGGAAAAUAAAAUUGUUUUAAAACUUUGAAACAAAGGCUCUUAGGAUGUAUGUUUUAAUAUAGUCUGUUUUCUCGUCUGUGAAUCGGACAAAUUGAGUAAAUUCUGAUUGAAGAAAAUGUCAAGUUUAGCUGUAUUCCCUGCACCUUAUCUUCAUGAUCUUGAUACAGUUACAAUAAGCGAAUACAAUUCUAACUUUCUUGUUGGUGAGAACCCGAGGGAGCUGCAACCAUGUUUGUAUACGUUCGGACAGGAUGGAAGAUUUGAUCAAAUCUUAGCAUCAGAAGAUCCCUUAAAAAUGCCAACAAAUCUUGCAAGAGAUUACUCAGAGUCACCUUUCCUUGCUGUGGAAGAGUCGUUGUCACAAAAAUUAUAUAAUAUAUGGUUAUCAGAAGGCUUUAAUGGUGUUUUGGAAGAAUUAAGUCAAACAGAGUCUAAUGAAGUCCCAUUGGCCAUUUCCUCUGUUUCGAAAUGUCUUUUCGCAUUUAUCAAAUGGGUUGAAAAUUUUUCAGAAAAAUUUGUUUUCGGGAAACAGAACCAAGAACAUCUUGAAUCUGAAUUUUCAAGUGAAUGCAGAGGACCUAUCAAAGCCUUUGCAUGGCACCCACAUUUGGCCAAGUUUGCUGUUGGUCUUGAGGAUGAUUCAAUAAGGAUCUUCGCUGUUAAAAGGGGUCUUACAAAACUUUUAAACAACAGAUACCAGAAAGCUGUUUCCUGUUGCGCUUGGAGGCCGUUAUCGUCUUCAGUGCUUGCUGUUGGCUGUCAAAAUGGAAUUAUGAUUUGGACGAUUAAUCAACAUUCGUCAGCCAUACGACAAGGAGCGAGCUCAGUUCAACAUUUGGUACAUCCGGGGCAUUCAUUCGUAACCUCGAUGUCAUGGAGUCCAGGUGGAAGAUUAUUAGUGUCAGGUUCUGCUUCAAGUGGAGCAAUGAUGGUAUGGGACGUAACCAUGGAAAGUGGAACAGCUCUUCAUCGCAUUGGUGGCUCGAUAUCACAGGUGACCUGGUCUCCUUGUGAUACCAAAGUAUUUGUAGCUGCUACAUCUUCACUUAUCAGAGUUUGGGAAACGCAAAGAUGGACCUGUGAAAAGUGGACGAAUCUGGCCUCGAAUUGUCAGGCAGCGUGUUGGAGCCCUGAUGGGAAAUUUCUGUUAUUCUCUGUUGCCGAAGAAAAAAGCCUAUACUACCUCAGAUUUUGCGAACCUGUAGGAACUACAGGUAUGGAGAAUUUUAGUAUUGGAGGUGCUAAAAUGGCAGUGAAAUGUGCAGAUUUGUCCGAACAUUCAUGGGAAGUGAAUGGGAAAACUGUCAGUAUUGGCGGGUAUGUCAGCAAUAUGGCGUGGGAUCCGAAUGGCGAAAGACUUGCCCUUAUUUUAAAAGAUGAUACGGGAAAAACACAAGACUACAUUCCUGUCUUCAAGACGAAUCUUGAAAAUAUAUUUGACUUAGUUCCAAGUGGUUUUAUUCACGGCGCACCAAGUGACGGUCAACCUCAGAAUUUGUCAUUUCAACAGAAUUACAGGCAAGGAGCAUUGUUAUCAAUAAUCUGGUCCAGUGGCAAGAUUUCUUUCGUCCCAAUGAUAUUUUCCCCAAGAGCUAUGAUCCGAAGAAACGGUCGGCACGAACAAAUCCCUGUUAAUGGACAUGGUAACACUGGUCUGUAUUCUAACGUGGACAACAAUAGUCGAUAAAAGCUAUGGCAAUUGACUGACGAUUCAAGUGAGUUAUAUAAGGAGGUUAUAACUAUCUCGACUGAAACAUAUUGCUCGCUGAUCUGAGAUUACAGUGGACGCAACAGUGGUUCAUUUAAAAUUCUGGCUUCCCCAACAAUGAAGAAUUUUAUGAAUGAACAGCAAUGAAGGAUUUUACGAUCUACGGA